AUGCCGCCUCUGGGUCUGGGAUAUCCAAAGACCAAAGUUGCCAAAUCCAAACAAGAGACGGAAAGUCAAACCGACCUAGUUUGCCUUAUAUACGUAUCUGCGACACGACAGACCUUUAUCACUUGUUAUUACUAUUUUUUUUUCUCCCCCAUCAUUCGUUUGAUUGAGAAACUUGAUUUAUAUUUUGGAGAAUGGGAGUUCCGGCCUUUUAUCGGUGGUUGGCGGAGAAGUAUCCCGGUAAUAGUUGUGGAUGUAAUAGAGGAAGAGCCAGUUGUUAUCGACAACGUGAAAAUUCCGGUUGAUUGUAGUAAACCCAAUGCGAACAAGCUCGAAUAUGAUAACCUCUACCUCGACAUGAACGGGAUAAUUCGUCCUUGUUUUCACCCUGAAGAUCGACCUUCUCCAACCAGCUUUGACGAGGACGGCGUUGCUCCGAGGGCCAAGAUGAACCAGCAGCGCUCCAGGCGUUUCAGGGCUGCUAAAGACGCAGCUGAUGAGAAAGCCCAAGAGGAAAAAUUGAGGGAAGAAUUUGAGAAAGAAGGGCGGAAACUUCCCCCGAAACAGGAAUCCCAGACGUUCGAUUCCAACGUUAUUACACCAGGACCGCCGUUCAUGGCCGCUUUGGUUGCGGCCCUAAAUUAUUACAUCCAUCUCAGGUUGAACAAUGACCCGGGUUGGAAAGAUAUAAAGGUCAUUCUUUCUGAUGCGAAUGUGCCUGGAGAAGGGGAGCACAAGAUCAUGUCGUAUAUUCGUCUCCAGAGAAAUCUCCCGGGAUACGAUCCAAACACUCGGCAUUGUCUAUACGGUUUGGAUGCAGAUCUGAUUAUGCUGGCAUUAGCAACUCAUGAAGUUCAUGUUUCUAUCCUAAGAGAAGUGUACGAGAAAAGCGAAGCUGAAAUUACGCCAAAAAAACCUUAUCAGUUCCUCCAUGUCUGGAUUCUUCGAGAAUACCUGGAGUAUGAGAUGAGGAUCCCGAAUCCUCCUUUUAAGAUUGACCUUGAGCGAAUUGUAGACAAUUUCGUUUUCAUGUGCUUCUUUGUUGGCAAUGACUUUCUGCCGCAUAUGCCGACUCUUGAGAUUCGGGAGGGAGCUAUUAACUUGCUUCUAGCUGUCUACAGGAAAGAAUUUAAAGCGUUGGGUGGGUAUUUGACAGAGUCAGCUAAGCUGCACCAGAAGCAAGCCGAAAGAAUUAAGCACGGUAAGGCUCAAGUUAAAAGAGGAGAUGAUUCUGCACCUCAAGUUAGCCCGGCAUCUCUUGUCCCUGUUGCUCGAUUCCAUGGUUCUCGUCUUGCUUCCGGUCCUUCUCCAUCAACUUAUCAAGGGCCAGGAACUAAUGAUGGCAGACAAAUUUACCACCGUGCCCAAAAAGUGGCUUGUCCAGCUUUAGGGGCAGCAAUUGUUCAAGCUGAGAAAGAUCUUGAAACAGAAGCACGAGAAAACAAAGAAGCAAUGAAAGCAAGAUUGAAGGAACUAUAA
Molecule: messenger RNA, 1476 nt
Organism: Oldenlandia corymbosa var. corymbosa
Lineage: Eukaryota; Viridiplantae; Streptophyta; Magnoliopsida; Gentianales; Rubiaceae
Source: the annotation of a GenBank genome assembly